AUAGAUUUGGUUGUGUGUUUUGACGAAGAAGCUUCUUCGCUCUUCUCCUUUGGAACUUUUCUCCGUCUUUAGAUUGUCAACGCGUUUCUCAUCUGUGAUUUCUCGGAGCUUCAGAUCAACAAUCAUGGCCACCGCUGGAAACAAGAACAUCAACGCCAAAUUGGUAUUGCUUGGAGAUGUUGGGGCUGGAAAAUCAAGUCUUGUGCUUAGGUUUGUCAAAGAUCAGUUUGUUGAGUUCCAGGAAUCAACCAUAGGUGCAGCUUUUUUCUCUCAAACAUUGGCUGUGAAUGAUGCAACUGUCAAGUUUGAGAUAUGGGAUACAGCUGGUCAGGAACGUUACCAUAGCUUGGCUCCAAUGUACUACAGGGGUGCAGCUGCUGCCAUUAUUGUCUUUGACAUUACUAAUCAAGCGUCAUUUGAGAGAGGGAAGAAAUGGGUUCAAGAACUGCAGGCACAAGGUAACCCUAAUAUGGUGAUGGCUCUUGCUGGAAACAAAGCUGAUUUAUUGGAUGCAAGGAAAGUGUCUCCAGAGGAGGCAGAGGCAUAUGCACAAGAGAACAGCCUUUUCUUCAUGGAAACCUCAGCGAAGACUGCAACAAAUGUCAAAGACAUCUUCUACGAAAUCGCAAAAAGGCUACCGCGCGUGCAGCCAGCAGAAAACCCAACAGGGAUGGUUCUCCCAAACGGGCCAGGAGCUACGGCAGCAAGCGCAUCAUGUUGUGCUUAAGAGAGCUCUCUCUUUGAUUAGUCACAGUAGAUCUCUCUUCUUCUUAUCUUGACAUUGUCGCUUUGCUUUGCUUGCAUUGACAACAAAAGUGUAUAUCCAAAUGAUAUUUCAAACCUUGUGGAAUCUAAAAAUAUUUGUAUUUGAAAGAGGUUUGGAUCUCUUUUGUAAUUAGAUAUCAUAAACUUACUA
Brassica oleracea var. oleracea is the source of this 916-nucleotide messenger RNA. Its product is annotated as ras-related protein RABF2a. Gene Ontology annotation, molecular function: GTPase activity; GTP binding. The record is from RefSeq and is a predicted model, not a curated record. Lineage: Eukaryota; Viridiplantae; Streptophyta; Magnoliopsida; Brassicales; Brassicaceae.